Molecule: messenger RNA, 2537 nt
Organism: Myxocyprinus asiaticus (Chinese sucker)
Lineage: Eukaryota; Metazoa; Chordata; Actinopteri; Cypriniformes; Catostomidae
Product: macrophage mannose receptor 1-like
Exons: 6
Coding region: 88-1107 (339 amino acids)
Source: RefSeq, a predicted model, not a curated record
UUACACCUACAGCAAGAACAUCAACACCAAAAAGUAUCAAAUUCUUUACAGAUCUUCAAUUUUCUCCAUUAUUACAGGUAAUUAAAGAUGGAAUCAAGUCUGCUUCAAGUGCUAUUUUUACUUGGAGUUCUGUCUAGUUCACUGAGCUUUAGAGGUCAGUAUAUUCUGAUCCAGCAGAAGAAAACAUGGGCCGAAGCUCAAGCGUUCUGUCGAGAGAAUCACCUGGACUUGGCCACAUUUAACAAUGACAAUGACAGGGAGAACUUCAGAGAAGACCUGGCUGCUAGUAACUUUAAAUCAGAUGUCUGGGUUGGAUUGUACUCUCUAUACUCUAACAUUAGUACAUGGCAAUGGUCAUUUCAAGACGAGAAUGUAACAUUCACCUACUGGAGCUCUGAACAACCGAACAAUUAUGGUGGCGAUCAGAAUUGUGUUCACUUUUUAUCUGAUGCGACUUGGAAUGAUUAUUCUUGUUUCACAUAUAUGUACUGUUUCUGCUAUGAUGGAGUGACAAAUAAUUUCAUCUUUGUUACGGAUAAGUUCAGAACUUGGUAUGAGUCCCAGAGUUACUGCAGACAACAUUAUACAGACCUCGCCACUGUACGCAACAUCAAUGAUCAGAAUAAACUACAAGAGUUGAUGGUCUCAACGUAUGCAAGUGUUUGGAUUGGUUUGUUCCGGGAUUUCUGGAAGUGGUCAGAUGGAACAAACAUCACCUCUAUGAAAUGGAUUUCUGGACAACCAGUUAAAAUUCUGCAAAAUGAAGCAUGUGCUUAUGCUAACUCUGAAGGUGAAACUGGUAAUGGAGCAUGCUCAGAUCCGCUUCCAUUUGUUUGCAACAAUGUGAUGAGGAAGAUCAUUGUGAGAGUGGAGCUAAAAUCAGAUCGUAAUGUGACCGAUCCUCAAAUUCAGGAUUUCAUCUUACAGCAGAUACAGCAGAAACUGAAGCAGCGUGGAAUGACAGCAGACGCUGAAGUGACGUGGAAAUUUCAAGCAGUCAGUCAGGUGUUCCACGAGAAAGAGAAUUACACAAGAGAGCACAAGUGGGAAGAUUGUGACUCUUAUCCUGACGAUACAGUUUAUCCUAAUGAAACCUGGAGUUACUGACAUCUCCAACAGUGGUUUUCAACCUUAUUUCUCUGAGGAUCCCUCUUUUCCAACUCUAAUGCAUACACACAGUUUAUAUUUAUUUAUUACGUUGUUUAAGAUAUUGCAGAAAAAAAAAAAUAGUCAAGUGUGUCUAAACCUUUGAUUUGCAUUCAAAAUAACUCUUUGGCUGAACUUGAUUCAGUCAUGGACGAUGGUUCCACAAGUUUGAAGCGAGUUUUCUUAAACUAAAAUUACCAUGUAAUUUCAAUGUAAAUAGGGGAACCUAACUAAAUCAAGUAAACCCAACACAAUUUGGUAUGUCAACAUAACUCAAAUGGAACUCUUUUCGUGAUGUGCUAGCUAGUGACAGUAAAUUAGUGAUGUUUCCUUCAUGAACGAAUCGGUCAUUUUGAACGCAUCUUUUAAGUGAUGAAUCGUUCUCGUUUACCACCAUACACUGACUCAUAUUUCUCUUUCACUGAUACCUUUUGAAGCCAGUGAGCUCUACUGCUUUUCAUGCCUGUAUGGACUGAUUAUAGUGUGAGCCAAUAGCAUUCGAGAAGGCUGUGAAGGAGGAUGUCACUGGUUCGACCCGCUGAAUGAAUAAACCCCAUCACUGAACCAGUUGAGUCAGUCAUUUCAGUCUGAACGAGAAGAGACGUCUCAUUCAUAAAUGAACUGCAUGUACAGGUAAACUCAUUUGCAAACUAAAUAAAUGACUCACUUGGUCAUCUCAUUUGACUGAUUGAACGAGAGGAAGCGUGUCAUCUGUUUAGUUCAGCAUGUCAAGUCAAUUGACAGGUGUGAAAUGCAGUGUUGACUGUGGUGUUGACAAGUUCAUUGGUACAUGAUCGUUGGUUGGACCCACUGAACGAAUACGCCCCUUCACUGAACUAUUCGGUCAUCUAGUUCGUGAAUGAACUGAAUGUACAGGUACACUCGUUCACGAACUAACUGAAUGAAUCUCGAGAGGAGGAGCUGCAUGUCGUUCAGUUCGUCAAUCUCGUUCAACAAGAAAAGGUGCUGGAUUAAUUAUGUAUAAAAGAGAGUGAUGACCACACAUUUCAAUGACAUACAACAUUAUUGAAACUCAUCAUUAUUUUUUAGGCUAGUAUUGUUUUUUUGUUGUUGUUGUUUAGCUUGAUUAAAAACUCAAACUCAGCAGGACACAAAAUGAUAGAUAUGUUUUUGUUGUAACUUGUUGGGAAACGUUUAUUAUACCUAAUCAUUCUGCAGUGCUGAAGUGUCUUUGUAGAAUUGUAGACAUGCACAUUUUAAUAAAGAAUAAUUAGACUUGUUUUUGGUGUGAAUGACUUUGUGCUUUUGAUUCCAUGCAAUUUACUCAUUCACUGAAAACCCUGAAAAGUUGACUAUUAAACUCGUUCCCUCAAUUCAACUGAGUAAUGGCUUCACUAAAUAUUGUGUAAUUAAGUUCACUUAACUUGGUC